This is a messenger RNA of Fusarium pseudograminearum CS3096, 1671 nucleotides long. RefSeq lists its product as uncharacterized. Gene Ontology annotation, molecular function: N-acetyltransferase activity. The record is from RefSeq and is a predicted model, not a curated record. The transcript has 5 exons. Bases 1 to 1671 code for a protein of 556 amino acids. NCBI's taxonomy places the organism in Eukaryota, Fungi, Ascomycota, Sordariomycetes, Hypocreales, Nectriaceae.
AUGCGUCUAAAAUCCGCUGCCAAUGGAAUUGAUGAUAGAAACCAUUCGACUGUUCCCUCUAGGGUAUGGACCUCGUCCAGAGCUGAGACCUACCGAUUCUGUCAGAAACUUAGCGCAUGGCGCAGCGGCUCGACCCCUGUAACCGAUGUGCCUUUUAUCUUGCUGCCUGGUCCUUUUUCGCUAACUGCACCAGGGCUUGUCUGCAUUUCUUACUUUGAAGAUCAGCAUUUAACUUUAUUCAAGAUGAACCGCUUUCCGAAGGCUUCCAAUCAGCUGGGCAUUCACUGCGCAUUUAUGUUGGGUUCUACCACUGAAUCAAUAUUCGAGAAUAAAUUUGAGCACGCAAUCGCGAGUGCCAUUGUCCAGCAUCCUCUUUUCACCGUGGGCCGAAUUAAUGAGGCAUCAAAGAAGCAAUACUGGGUCCGAUUGGACCAUAUAGACUUCAACAACCACAUCACAUGGCAGACAGUCUCCGAGGAAGAAGAUCACAGAAAAGCCCUCGAUGCUGCUCUAAACUGGCAGGCCAAUGAACGAUAUACCGAGCUAGAGACGAGGCCGCAGUGGAGAGCAACAAUCUUGAAAUCUGCAAAAGGCAAUUUUGUCGAUGUCGUCUUUGCUUGGGAUCACACAGUUGGAGAUGGGAAAAGCGGAGGAUUUUUCCAUGACAGUCUCCUCGCAUGCCUCAACCAAAAACCAGAUAAUGAUACCAUCACUUUAGAUGACAGAUAUUUCAAGGUGCCAGUCACUGAGUUUACGCCCCCGCUACACCACCUGCUCAAGCUGCCAGUUUCGCCGAGCUUUAUCGUUUCUACCUUCAGCCAAGAUUUAUUCUCGCAGUCUAAAUCCGAUAAGCUACCUCACACAGCCAACUGGGCCCCGAUCAAAAUGGAACCUUUCGAGUCUCGCCUCAGAUCAAUCACUCUUCCAAACGAUGUCUUGAAGCCAGUGCUAGACGCUUGUCGCAGGCAGGAAACCACAUUGACUGCGCUUUUGCAUAGCCUCAUCUCUGUAUCAAUGGCAACUCGACUUGCAGAAGAUGAGGCUCGGGCGUUUGAAUGCGGGACACCUAUUUGCUUGAGACAGUUCCAGAAACCAGGAAUGUCAAAAGUGGACUUGAAAAAGACAGCUAUUAAUAGUGUAGUGUAUUGGCCCUACAAGUUUGAGCCAGGUGUCGUCGCGACAAUCAGACAGCAGGUUAGUGAUGCCCAAGCAAGCCAGGAGCUGAACAAAGAGAUUGAAGACACUGUGUGGUCUGUGGCCAAGUCGAUAAGAAAAGGAUUGUCCGCCAAGUUGAAACUGGGCGCCAAAAAUGAUACACUGGGGCUUGCAAAGUUUAUCACUGACUGGAAGUCGUAUCUCUUGGACCAUGCGAAAACACGUACACAUUCCUGGGAGGUUAGUAAUCUGGGGGUCAUGCAAGGAGACAUGGCGGGCAAUACGGGCACAGAAGACUAUUGGAGGAUCGAGGACGCUACCUUUACCCAGAGUGCUUCUGUGUGCGGACCGGCUUUGACCUUUAGUGUUAUUUCGGUCAAAGGUGAAGGUAUCACCAUUUCAUGUAGCUGGCAGACUGGAGUAAUUGAUGAUGGGUUGGCUGAAGGCGUCUCCAAGGAUAUCGGAAUGUGGCUGAAUGGAUUGGGUCGGAACGGCUGCAUCAAUUUCACUGAGUGA